Molecule: messenger RNA, 4111 nt
Organism: Chionomys nivalis (European snow vole)
Lineage: Eukaryota; Metazoa; Chordata; Mammalia; Rodentia; Cricetidae
Gene: Mark4
Product: microtubule affinity regulating kinase 4
Exons: 17
Coding region: 332-2590 (752 amino acids)
Biological process (GO): intracellular signal transduction; microtubule cytoskeleton organization; protein phosphorylation
Cellular component (GO): cytoplasm
Molecular function (GO): protein serine/threonine kinase activity; tau-protein kinase activity; ATP binding
Source: RefSeq, a predicted model, not a curated record
UCGCCUCCCUCUGCCGCCGCCCCGGGCCGGCUCCGCGCCCCCUCCCUGGCCCCCGCCCGUGCACCCUCCCGCUUGCCCGUCGCCCAGAUGGCGCCCCGGGGUCCCCUUGCACCUGGCCACUAGGACCCUCGGUGUCUCCUCCCCUCCCCCGUCCUGCCCUCGCUCUCUCGUUUGCUCGCUCAGCGAGGACUCGGGCGUCCACGGCGCCCAGCUUUUUUGAGCUCGCGUCCCCAGGUCGGCUGGGGGGGGAGGGGAAGAAGGGGACCCCAGGAUCCCCACCCCCCCCACCCGGCCACCCCUUGUCCCCUUCCCUCCUGGGACCCCAGAGAAGAUGUCUUCGAGGACGGCGCUGGCCCCGGGCAACGAUCGGAACUCGGACACGCAUGGCACCUUGGGCAGUGGCCGCUCCUCAGACAAAGGGCCAUCCUGGUCCAGCCGAUCCUUGGGUGCCCGUUGCCGGAACUCUAUCGCGUCCUGCCCCGAGGAACAACCCCAUGUGGGCAACUACCGCCUGCUGAGGACCAUCGGAAAGGGCAACUUCGCCAAAGUCAAGCUGGCCCGGCAUAUCCUGACAGGUCGGGAGGUCGCUAUCAAGAUCAUCGAUAAAACCCAGCUAAACCCCAGUAGCCUGCAGAAGCUGUUCAGAGAAGUCCGAAUCAUGAAGGGACUCAACCACCCCAACAUCGUAAAGCUCUUCGAGGUGAUAGAGACGGAGAAGACGCUGUACCUCGUGAUGGAAUAUGCCAGCGCAGGAGAAGUGUUCGACUACCUCGUGUCGCACGGCCGCAUGAAGGAGAAGGAGGCCCGGGCCAAGUUCCGACAGAUCGUGUCCGCCGUGCACUACUGUCACCAGAAGAACAUUGUACACAGGGAUCUGAAGGCUGAGAACCUGUUGCUGGAUGCCGAGGCCAACAUCAAAAUCGCCGACUUUGGCUUCAGCAAUGAGUUCACACUGGGGUCGAAGUUGGACACGUUCUGUGGGAGCCCACCGUACGCCGCCCCAGAGCUGUUCCAGGGCAAGAAGUACGAUGGGCCAGAGGUGGACAUCUGGAGCCUGGGCGUCAUCCUCUACACGCUGGUCAGCGGCUCCCUGCCCUUUGAUGGGCACAACCUUAAGGAGCUGCGGGAGCGUGUCCUCAGAGGAAAGUACCGAGUCCCCUUUUACAUGUCUACAGACUGCGAGAGCAUUCUGCGGAGAUUUCUGGUGCUGAACCCCGCAAAACGCUGUACUCUAGAGCAAAUCAUGAAAGACAAAUGGAUCAACAUUGGCUAUGAGGGUGAGGAGCUGAAGCCAUACACGGAGCCUGAGGAGGACUUCGGAGACACCAAAAGAAUUGAGGUGAUGGUGGGUAUGGGCUACACACGGGAAGAAAUCAAAGAGGCCUUGACCAGCCAGAAGUACAACGAGGUGACCGCCACCUACCUCCUGCUGGGCAGGAAGACUGAGGAGGGUGGGGACCGGGGUGCCCCAGGGCUGGCCCUGGCACGGGUGCGGGCGCCCAGCGACACCACCAACGGGACAAGUUCCAGCAAAGGCAGCAGCCACAACAAAGGGCAGCGAGCUUCGUCCUCCACCUACCACCGCCAACGCCGGCACAGCGACUUCUGUGGCCCGUCCCCUGCCCCGCUGCACCCGAAGCGCAGCCCAACCAGCACCGGGGAGACGGAGCUCAAAGAAGAGCGGCUGCCGGGUCGGAAAGCAAGCUGCAGUGCAGCCGGGAGCGGGAGUCGGGGGCUGCCCCCCUCCAGCCCCAUGGUCAGCAGUGCCCACAACCCUAACAAGGCAGAGAUUCCUGAGCGACGGAAGGACAGUACAAGUACCCCUAACAACCUUCCCCCCAGCAUGAUGACCCGCAGGAAUACCUAUGUGUGCACGGAGCGGCCAGGGGCUGAGCGCCCAUCCUUGUUGCCAAAUGGCAAAGAAAACAGCUCGGGUACCUCACGGGUGCCUCCUGCCUCUCCCUCCAGUCACAGCCUGGCUCCCCCAUCGGGAGAGCGGAGCCGCCUGGCUCGAGGCUCCACCAUCCGUAGCACCUUCCACGGGGGCCAGGUCCGAGACCGGAGGGCAGGGGGCGGGAGUGGUGGGGGUGUGCAGAAUGGACCCCCAGCCUCACCCACGCUGGCCCACGAGGCCUCGCCCUUGCCCUCCGGGCGGCCUCGCCCCACCACCAACCUCUUCACCAAGCUGACCUCCAAACUGACCCGAAGGGUCGCAGACGAACCUGAGAGAAUCGGGGGACCUGAGGUCACAAGUUGCCAUCUACCUUGGGAUAAAACGGAAACCGCCCCCAGGCUGCUCCGAUUCCCCUGGAGUGUGAAGCUGACCAGCUCUCGUCCUCCUGAGGCCCUAAUGGCUGCCCUGCGACAAGCCACCGCAGCUGCCCGCUGCCGAUGCCGGCAACCGCAGCCGUUCCUGUUGGCCUGCCUGCACGGGGGUGCGGGCGGGCCCGAGCCCCUGUCCCAUUUCGAAGUAGAGGUGUGCCAGCUGCCCCGGCCCGGCCUCAGGGGCGUCCUCUUCCGCCGAGUGGCGGGCACCGCCCUGGCCUUCCGCACCCUCGUCACCCGAAUCUCCAACGACCUCGAACUCUGAGCCGCCACCACCACCACCACCGCCGCCGCCGCCACCAUCACAGCCUGGGUCCCUUCCUCAUUUUCUGGUCCCUUUUACUUCUCCAAGAGGAAAGGGGGACAGAGGAGAGGGUGCCCCGUGUCUUGACCUCAGUCUCCUCGGAUUAUAUUGGUGGACGCGGGGACACAUGACAUGAUGAAAUAAGGCUCGGCAGGGGGAGCUGGCACCUUCCCGGGGCCUCUCGUGCUCCACCCCCAUCUUGCUCUGCUGCAGGGAGCUUAGGAGACUUUGGGAACAGGAGUGAUAAGGGAAACUGAGGAAAUUAUCCCAUUCAGGGAGACUUGCCAGGCAUAAUGACGAGACAGAACUUGGGGGUGCAGGGAGUGGGGGGGUCACAGGCAGAAACUUUCCCCUCCCUCCCCUUUAUGCUCUAACCCCCUUCCGCCCCAGGCUGGCGCGGGGCACUUUGUACAAAUCCCUGUAUAUACUCCUGUCCCUCUGCAGAGGUCUCUCGGGGAGCUGCCACUGUCACCUCUGGUUUUUAAGUUAUUGCCCCCUCACCCCCUGUCAGCUCCUCAUUUGCAGCCUGUUACCCAAUAAUUAGUAGGAGAGUCCCUCUCGUUCCCAAAGCCCUCCCUGGCCGACCUGGGGUUUUCCUUCCCGGCCCUUGGCCUGCAGGUGAGCCAGGGAGCUGGGGACUUGACCCCAACCUGUGGUUCUGCUUGCUGAGCCUUGGUUAUCUCAUCUGCAGAAUGGGAACAGUGGGGUUGGAGGUUCAAGGAUGACUACGGAAGAGGCACAACAGAACUCAGCCUCUCCCCAUGAGGCCCCAGCGUUCUGUCAAACCCCUCCUCUUGGCCACUCGCUCCCCUCUGCCGUAUUACACUGGACUCAAAACCUCUUCCUAUUCAGUAAUACAUGUAUUCAAUAAACAAUGACUGGUGCCGACUCCACGCUAGGCCCAGUUCUGGACACGAGCACGGAGCCCGUGUGGGUUGUAGCUGGGCUCAGCUGGUACAGUGCUUGCUUGGAAUCCCAGAUUCCAUCCCUAUUCUGCAAAAGUCACUUGUGUUGACAGUGGUGGCACAUGGCUUUAAUCCCAGUGCUCCAGAGGCACAAGCAAGCCUGGUCUGCAGAGAAAGUCCCAGGACAGCCAGGGGUACACAGAGAAACCCUGUCUGAGAACAAAUCCGUGUGUGUCUGGCCUGUAAUUCCAGCAUGUAAGAGGUAGAGGCAGGAUAAGGGCCAGCCUGAGGUACAUGAAACAACCCACAAAAAAAUGCAUUCGCAGAAACCUGCCAGUGAUUAGUUGAGCAGCCUUUGGUUUUGCGCUGGGUCCCUGAACUAAGCCCUUGUCAGUUGUCCAAUCUGUCGAAGUAGCAGUGGUCGGCUUUUGACAUUUGAAAGCAUCGGGCUCAUCUCACUGUGUAGCCCAGGCUAGCCUUUCACUUGCGGAUGGUAUCUUAUGUGGGGACAGCCCUAGCCGUACCUUCUGGGACCUGAAUCCCCAAAGAGGCCUGACUGGGAUUCUUUUUUCAAGGG